This is a messenger RNA of Phycodurus eques (leafy seadragon), 1927 nucleotides long. It is a transcript of the gene ntsr1, whose product is annotated as neurotensin receptor 1 (high affinity). The coding region runs from base 30 to 1274 and encodes 414 amino acids. Gene Ontology annotation, cellular component: plasma membrane. The record is from RefSeq and is a predicted model, not a curated record. NCBI's taxonomy places the organism in Eukaryota, Metazoa, Chordata, Actinopteri, Syngnathiformes, Syngnathidae. The transcript is spliced from 4 exons. Gene Ontology annotation, biological process: neuropeptide signaling pathway. Gene Ontology annotation, molecular function: G protein-coupled neurotensin receptor activity.
UGUUCAGGUCAAACGUUGUUCGGACGUCCAUGUUCCUGAAUAAAAGUGUGCGUCUGCAUGCGAGUAGAGGCGACAUGGAUUUCAACUUGACACGUUUUGGGCGCGACGCGCACCGCCACGGCGCACUGGCGGAGCUACUUUUGGGCAAUCACUCUUUCCAUUACAACAGCACACCCGACCUCGACCAGGAGGACUUGGAAGUGAACACGGACGCGUACUCCAAAGUGAUCGUGACCAUCAUCUACCUGCUUCUGUUCGCCGUGGGCUCGCUGGGCAACUCCAUCACCCUGUACGCCCUCCUGAGCAAAAAGAGUCUGCAGAACCUGCAAAGCACCGUCCACUACCAUCUGGCCAGCCUGGCCGUGUCCGACCUGCUCAUCCUGGUCCUCUCUAUGCCCAUCGAGCUGUACAACUUCAUCUGGUUCCACCACCCGUGGGUGUUCGGGGACGCAGUGUGCCGCGGCUACUACUUCCUCCGGGACAGUUGCUCGUACGCCACCGCUUUCAACAUCGCCUCGCUGAGCGUGGAGCGCUACAUGGCCAUCUGCCAUCCGUUCAAAGCCAAGAGCAUCAUGUCCGGCAGCCGCACCAAGAAGCUGAUCAGCGCUAUGUGGCUCGCUUCCUUCGCGCUGGCCACGCCGAUGCUCUUCAUCAUGGGCCAGGAGGCGCGUCAGGGCGAGAACAUCUGCACCGCCACCGUGGCCCCUGUCACCAUGAAGACGGUGCUCCAGGUGAAUGCCUUCUUGUCCUUUGUGGUACCCAUGGUGGCCAUUUCCGCGCUGAACGGGAUCAUCGCCAAUCAGCUGUUGCGAAUGUUCCAUGAGGCAGAGCAAGACAACCGUAUCUGCAUCGUUGGUGGGAAUCCCACAAUGCUCAACGUCUCAGUGGAGCCCAAUCGUGCUCAGUCACUUCGCCAUGGAGUUCUUGUUCUUCGAGCAGUGGUCAUGGCCUUUGUGGUCUGCUGGCUGCCUUACCACGCCCGCCGCCUCAUGUUCUGCUACGUCUCUGACUGGUCCGAUAAUUUGUACGACUUCUACCACUACUUCUACAUGCUGACCAACGUCCUCUUCUACGUCAGCUCGGCCAUCAACCCCAUCCUCUACAACUUGGUGUCGGCCCCCUUCCGCCAGAUCUUCUUCUCCACGCUGCGCUACUUCUGCAUGCCCUACCGUCACGCCCCCAGAAGGCACCCCGGCCCUCUGACCCGCCACUCACUCAGCAUCUCCAGCAACCACACACUCUCCACAAACAUCAUCAAGGAGACGGCCUACUGAUUCCAUUGGAACACAUCGCAGUAACACCACCAUUUUAUGAUUACUAGUCAUCUCUGUCAUGGAUUUGGAAAUAAUCCACAACUUUAACCCUUAUUGCGAAACAGUUGUGAAAUAAACAUCUGCUCGCUUUAGUGUGUUGCUUACAACUCUGAACAGGAACGUUAGCGAUGAUGCUAACGCGACAACACCACUGUGUCCUGGCUGAUCCACUAGUUGUAUAAACCACUAAAAUUGGUGAUCAAGGAGUUGCAAUGACAAAGGCGCUCUUAUUUUAAAUUUUCAUUGUCAGUGCAGCAUCUACUUGAUAUACAUUUUCGGACAAAUUUAUUCCACAUCAUUGUAGCUUAACCAUCCACACUUUCGUAUACACAUUAUCAGAGGUGUGGACUCGAGUUACAUGACUUGGGCUCAAAUCAGACUCAAGUGAUGAAUUUGAUGAUUUUAAACUCGACUUCACAAUAUGUUACAAGACUUGCAACCUGAUUUGGACUUGAACAGCAAUGACUUAUGACUUCACUUGGACUACAACCUAUUGACUUGAAAAUACUUGCUAAUUUAACCAAAGCACUGAGAAACCAAAAUUCAUAACUUCUCUACACUAUAUGUAUCACCUAUUGUUAUACUACAGGAAAACAUGACAAGUGACAAAAUAA